CGAUUUCAGUACGUUCCCAAACUUAGACUCCGUCGGUAAUAUCAAUUCAAAAUGCUGAGGCUGGCACUGUACACAGUCUGUAUUGUCCUUUCUCUACAAGGAUCCCUUGUAGCAUCUCAGGAUCAUCCGGUGUGCGUCCUUCGGGAUGCGCCAACGCAGUGCGGCUCCUUUUGCCUGAGCGCACUACAUCCGCUCUUUGCCGAUACUGAUAAUAUUCGAAGCAGGUUGGAUGGCAUCGAAGCAGGGCUAGAUUCCUGUAAGAUGAAAAAUGAUUACGAGGCGAGAUUAGCCGGAAUCGAAAACCACCUAAAAGCGAGUCAGUUAAAAAUAUCUGAAGAUCUAAUCAAAACCAAAGACGAUCUUAUCAAUGCGCAAAAAAAACUAAUCGAUAAAGAUGAUCAAAUCACGGACCUAAAGAAUUGGAUUGAAACAUCAAAACUUAACCAAUCUAAUGAGCUUUCGGAAUGCCGAUUAAAGCUCGAUGAGAUGGAACCAUUUAAGGUGUCAUGUUCGUCGUCUCCACAUGGCUGGACCGUAAUUCAGAGACGGAUCGACGGAUCCGAGAACUUCCAUCGAAACUGGGAUGAUUACAAAAAAGGAUUUGGAAACGUUAAGGGAGAAUUUUUCAUUGGCCUGGAAAAUUUGCAUCAGAUGACGAAGGCAGGUCACCACGAACUCUACAUUAAGCUUGGGAAGGUUGAUGGAUCCACCAGCUAUGCUCACUAUGACGAUUUUAAAAUUGGCAGUGAGGACGAAUUGUAUGAGCUGAAGAGCAUUGGGAUUUAUUCCGGUGAAGCCGGAGACUCCCUUAAAUUCAAUAAGAACAAAAAGUUCUCUACAUUUGAUCGGGAUAAUGACGAAUGGUAUGCAAAUUUAGCUGAUCUGGAAAACGGUGGUUGGUGGCAUGGCGUUUGGGAAAUAAGUCAGCUCAAUGGAAAAUACUAUAAAGAUGGCCAAAUAACAAAUAAAGGCAUAAGAAACGGAAUAUACUGGAUCUCAUGGCAUAACUACGACGUGAAAAUAUCACUCACCUACGUUGAAAUGAUGAUAAGACCUAAGUCCUUAUGAAGCACAGUUGCUAUUGAUCAAAUAUCAUAGUUUUAAUCCAAAGGAUUUGAAUAGAAAAACGAAUAUAAUUUAUUUUGCAAUAGAUAAAAUGGAGUUGUCGUACCACAAUUUUGUGUGUGGAGCUGCUCCUGAGGAACUUUAAAUCCUAUUAACGAAGCUCACUAAA
This is a messenger RNA of Drosophila elegans, 1234 nucleotides long. Its product is annotated as fibrinogen-like protein 1. The record is from RefSeq and is a predicted model, not a curated record. The transcript has 3 exons. The coding region runs from base 52 to 1068 and encodes 338 amino acids. NCBI's taxonomy places the organism in Eukaryota, Metazoa, Arthropoda, Insecta, Diptera, Drosophilidae.